AUGUCGCAAACGCCGCCACCAAACGGAGGAAACAAGGCUCCGGAGGCGAUGGACGUCGACGAAAUCGACGAGGAGAUUCUGAGAAUGUCGACGGACGAUCUGAAAAGCCGCACACAUUUGCUUGACAACGAGAUUCGUAUCAUGAGAAGCGAGGUGCAAAGAAUUAACCACUCGGCGACCACUCUCAAAGAGCGCAUCAAGGAGAACACUGAGCGCAUCAAGGUUGGUCAAAAAACUCAUCCCAACUGCAAAGUUGAUACUUUUUCAGGUGAACAAAACGCUGCCGUACCUGGUGUCGAACGUCGUCGAACUACUCGAUCUGGAGGACAAUCUCGAGGAGGAGGGCGCCAAUAUCGACCUCGACGCGCAGAAAACCAAGUGCGCCGUGAUCAAAACCUCCACACGCGCUACCUACUUUCUGCCCGUCGUCGGACUCGUCGAUCCGGACGAGCUGAAGCCCGGCGACCUGGUUGGAGUGAACAAGGACUCGUACCUGAUCCUCGAGAAGCUGCCCGCCGAGUACGACUCGCGCGUCAAGGCGAUGGAGGUGGACGAGCGGCCGACGGAGCAGUACUCGGACAUUGGCGGCUGCGACAAGCAGAUCCAGGAGCUCAUCGAGGCCGUCGUGCUGCCGAUGACCCACAAGGACCGAUUCGUGAAUCUGGGCAUCCAUCCGCCAAAGGGUGUCCUCAUGUACGGACCUCCCGGUUAGUACUGAAAUGCUGAGAUUUCAACCCAAUUCCAUUCAAAUUUGAGCAGUUUUGCGUAGUUUCAACUGACAGAGCUCGAAUAUUGAAAAUUUCCUAAAAUUCAGGAACCGGAAAGACGAUGAUGGCUCGUGCGGUGGCCGCCCAGACCAAGUCGACGUUCCUGAAGCUGGCCGGUCCGCAACUCGUUCAAAUGUUUAUCGGAGACGGCGCAAAACUGGUGCGCGACGCAUUUGCACUGGCCAAAGAGAAGGCGCCGGCGAUCAUCUUCAUCGACGAGCUCGACGCGAUCGGCACGAAGCGUUUCGACUCGGAGAAGGCGGGAGAUCGCGAAGUGCAGAGGACGAUGCUCGAACUGCUCAACCAGUUGGACGGAUUCCAGCCGAACGACGAGAUCAAGGUGGGAAAUGGGGAUUUCCUCCCAAUAAAUGUCAUUUCCCUCGCAGGUAAUCGCCGCCACCAACAGAAUCGACGUGCUCGACCCGGCUCUGCUCCGUUCGGGCCGUCUCGACCGCAAAAUCGAACUGCCGCAUCCGAACGAGGACGCACGCGCCAGAAUCAUGCAGAUCCACUCGAGAAAGAUGAAUGUCAAGUGAGAUUUCCUCCCCAAUUUCUCCCCGAAAACAGUAAAAUUUUCAGCAAAGACGUGAAUUUCGAGGAGCUAGCCCGUUGCACUGACGAUUUCAACGGGGCACAGUGCAAAGCGGUGUGCGUCGAGGCCGGAAUGAUUGCUUUGCGUCGUGACGCGACCGAAAUCCUCCACGAAGACUUUAUGGACGCGAUUCUGGAGGUGCAGGCGAAGAAGAAGGCGUCGCUCAACUACUACGCCUAA
Molecule: messenger RNA, 1539 nt
Organism: Caenorhabditis sp. 36 PRJEB53466
Lineage: Eukaryota; Metazoa; Nematoda; Chromadorea; Rhabditida; Rhabditidae
Source: the annotation of a GenBank genome assembly